UUUUGUUACUUUGAGUCGAUUUCACGAGCGACUUGCAAAUCUCUUCCGCUUCCGAGCAAUUAACCGGUUGACACAACUAUUUGAUUUGUAAAUAAAAUAAUGUCUAAGUUUCAUUAUCCAGAUGUUAGGCGUGAUGCCACAUUAUUCGACGAAUAUCACGGAGUUAAGGUUGCAGAUCCGUAUAAAUGGUUGGAAGAUCCUGACACUGCAGAGACACAGGCAUUUGUUGAGGCUCAGAACAAUGUGUCCCGUCCAUACAUAGAGGCAUGUCCUUUGCAAUCUAAACUCCAAGAGAGGAUUACAGAGAUGUGGGAUUAUCCUAAAUAUGGCUGCCCUGAUAAGCAUGGAAGCAGCUUUUACUACACUUACAACACAGGACUCCAGAACCAAAGUGUCCACUAUGUUCAAGAUUCACUGGAAGGGGAGCCACGAGUCCUGCUUGACCCCAACGCACUGUCUGCUGACGGGACUGUGGCAGUAUCUGGAAAGUCAUUCUCAGAGUCUGGCCACUUCCUGGCAUACUCACUCAGUGAGAGUGGCUCAGACUGGAACACAAUCAAAUUCAAGAGGUGUCCCAGUGGUGAAGAUCUGCCAGACGUGCUCAUCCGUGUCAAGUUCUCCUGCAUGGCAUGGACCCACGACGAUCUGGGCAUCUUCUACAAUCGCUACCCGGAGCAGGAAGGCAAGGUCGACGGCACGGAGACGACCUCCAACCUCCACCAGAAGCUCUACUACCACCGACUGGGCACCGACCAGACACAGGAUGUAAAGGUGGCAGAGUUCCCACACCAGCCCAAGUGGAUGAUUGGUGCGGAGGUAAGUGACUGUGGUCUCUACCUGAUCAUCACCGUUAGGGAGGGAUGUGAUCCGGUCAACCGGCUCUUCUUCACCGACCUCACUCUCCUCACAGACGGUAUCACAGGCUUACUGCCCUUUGUGAAAGUCGUAGACAACUUCGACGCGGAAUACGAGUACAUCACCAACGAGGGAACAAUGUUCACGUUCAAGACCAACCUGAAGUCUCCCAACUACAAGCUAAUCAACAUUGACUUCCAGAGAUAUAGCAUGGAGAACUGGAUCACAUUGGUGGAUGAGCAUGAAAGGAGUGUGUUGGAGUGGGCGGCCUGUGUCCAUGGCAACAGACUGGUGUUGUGUUACCUCGAGGAUGUCAAGAACCAGCUGUACAUCCAUGACCUGCCCAGUGGUCAGCGGAUGGGACACCUGCCCCUGGACGUGGGUACCAUAGUGGCAUACUCAGGCAGGAAAAGGGAUGACCAGAUAUUCUACCAAUUCAUGUCGUUCCUGACUCCGGGAAUAAUAUACCAGUGUCCCAUGGCAAACGAUACCUAUGAGCCCAAGGUAUUCAGAGAUAUCAAAGUGAAGAACUUUUCCUUUGAUGAGUUCAAGACAGAGCAAGUCUUCUACCCGAGUAAAGAUGGCACUCAGAUACCCAUGUUUAUUGUUCAACCAAAGUCCCUGGUGAAGGACGGCACGAAUCCAGUGAUGUUGUAUGGCUAUGGUGGCUUCAACAUCUCCAUUACACCCACAUUCUCUGUAUCCAGGCUGGUGUUCCUACAACACCUUGGAGGGGUUUAUGUAGUGGCAAAUAUACGGGGAGGGGGAGAGUAUGGUGAAACAUGGCACAAGGCUGGCAUGCUGGCCAACAAACAGAAUGUGUUUGACGACUUCCAGGCAGCAGCUGAGUACCUCAUCCAGAACAAAUAUACCUCAUCAAAUAGAUUAGUGAUCAAUGGAGGUUCCAAUGGUGGCUUGCUGGUGGGAGCUUGCAUGAACCAGAGACCAGACUUGUUUGGAUGUGGUAUAGCCCAAGUGGGGGUGAUGGACAUGCUCAAGUUCCACCAGUUCACCAUCGGCCAUGCCUGGACCACAGAUUACGGCAGCUCUGACAAAGAAGAGGAAUUCAAGUGGUUGAUCAAGUACUCACCCCUGCACAAUGUCAGGUUGCCCCAGGGGGAGGUGCAAUACCCUGCAACUCUGCUGCUGACGGGAGACCAUGAUGACAGAGUUGUGCCCCUCCACUCCCUCAAGUUCAUUGCUGAGCUGCAGAAUGUCAUGGGCAGAGUGGAGAAACAGACCAAUCCUUUGAUGAUACGUGUUGACACAAAAUCUGGGCACGGUGCAGGGAAACCAACUGCUAAAGUUAUCGAAGAGCUGACUGAUAUAUACAGCUUUAUAUAUCAAACACUGGGACUGAAGUGGCACAAGUGAAAACUGUGAUAAAUCAUUUUUCGUAGCACCCUGCUUAUAUUUAAAACUGAAGUAUUUAUUUUAAAUCUAUCUCUGUUUUGUCUUAGUAAAAAUAUGAAUAUAACAAUACCAGACUUUUUCAUUACUUAAUUUCUCUUAGCUUCUUAUUUCAUUAUUGAUUAUGUGUCAUAUUGAAAAUUGUCUUAGCUGAAGAAAUUCAAUAUUUUGAUGAAUAAAAAAAUCUUAUUCAA
Molecule: messenger RNA, 2459 nt
Organism: Dreissena polymorpha
Lineage: Eukaryota; Metazoa; Mollusca; Bivalvia; Myida; Dreissenidae
Product: prolyl endopeptidase-like
Exons: 19
Coding region: 100-2229 (709 amino acids)
Biological process (GO): proteolysis
Cellular component (GO): cytosol
Molecular function (GO): serine-type endopeptidase activity; oligopeptidase activity
Source: RefSeq, a predicted model, not a curated record